GAGUGAAGUCAAAAAGGGGCCGAAAUCUUGAAUUUGUCAGUCGACCAUCUGAAUGUAGUGGCACAUGGACCAGCGCUCCCCAUCAACCAUCAUGGGCUCUCUCGCCACUUUGGACACCAGUGCUUCCGUUUACCAACCGUCUCAACUUCUGAACUGGAUGUACCUCUCACUGGCGGACAGUACACCGGUGCAAAACAGCCAGAGUUUGUACAGUGAUACUGCGUGGACGGGUUCCUCGACGCAAGCGGUGAACACUGUCAGCACCGUAACGUCACUGUUGAAAACUGCCAACAUGUACAAUGGGGUGAAUCUUAACGGACUGACCGACCCUUGGACUGCCAAUCUUAAUACACAAACAGCUAACACGCUAAAUGCUAAUUGUUACCCGUCAACCUCAGUGUCUCACAUGUCCAGCUCUCCAUAUGGCAGUAUGAAGGAUAUUGCUGAACAGUUUAGCGAACUCUCUCUCUCAAUGGACAGGAAGCCUGGUAAACGACCACCCAGCACUUACCUAUGUCACCUCUGUUUUAACAAGGGGCAUUACAUCAAAGAUUGUCCACAGGCACGCCCAAAGGGGGAAGGUUUGACUCCAUACCAGGGGAAGAAGAGGUGUUUUGGGGAGUACAAAUGCCCAAAGUGUAAGCGUAAAUGGAUGAGUGGCAAUAGCUGGGCCAACAUGGGGCAGGAGUGUAUCAAGUGUCAUAUCAAUGUCUACCCUCACAAACAGGUAGCUAUGCGCCCCCUGGAGAAGCCAGAUGGCCUAGAUGUGUCUGACCAGAGCAAGGUUCACCCACAGCAUCUGUGUGAGAAGUGUAAGAUGCUGGGCUACUACUGUCGACGAAUGAACUGAAAACAAGGCCCUCAGCAGUAUGAUAUUUUGUUCUCCAGUAUUACUCGUGAUGGCUUAAUGCAAUUUUAUGAUAUUUUGGGAAGUGUCUGUGUUCUUUGAAGAAAUCUUCAUAACAUACAAAAAAUUGAAAAACAUGUUUUCUUUGAAACAAAGACGUGCCAAAAAUGCCUUCAUAUGUGCCUUAAGAAAUUAGAAGAACUUCUGAUUUGCCCUAAAAAGUGGUGCUGAAAUGAGCAGUUUAUAAAGUAAAUUAUUUUAGGUGGCUGAAAAGGUAGCCACAUUUUCGUUAACGAUAAACAUAUUUCUUUUACAUUGUUUUUUAAAUUGUUAUGCUGUUUUGUGAAAGCCUGACGGAAUUUCAAGUAGACUUUAUUUAAAGGUAAGCGUAAGUACAAUAAAAUGUUCGGAGUUAGUCAUUUGUCAUAUCGUGCAUAUUGUAUUAAAGCUUGCUCAAGUCAUGGCUGACUCAGUUGUCUGCAAAUUGUUAAUGUUGUAGUCUUAUGUAAGUGUUGUGAAAAUCAGCAUAUAUUCCAUAUAUUAACGAGGGGUUAUGCAGCAGCAUUUAAUGUGUGUUUUUCCUAUCUGAAUGGUUCUCAGAGAUUUGUGCCUCUGUUAAAAGUAUUAAGACUAUUGAUAUGAUAUUCUAUGGCAUUAUACAGGUGCGUUUCAUAAAGAGGAAAGCUUUGAGGUUUUAGCGUUGUGUUAUUUCCCUCACUCUGGUGUAUGUAUUAUAUAUAUUUACUGUUUGGUGCAACAUUUCAUUUGUAACAUGUAAUCAAAGUCUUCUGAAUAUAUUCCAUUAUACCUUUGCUUUAUCCGGAAGCAAAUGUCUUGUUGAGUACAGUGAAGAUAGGAGGGAAGGAACACACACAUUGUCCUUAAAAACAGUCAACUUUGGCAAUGACCAUUAAUCUUUUGGCAUUCAGUUCUUCUUUAAGAGUUACACAGCCCCUUCAACUGAUCUAAUAUACUCAUCUUUUUGGCUGAUUUAUGUACCUUUAUUAAGGGAAGGCCCUACAGCUUAGCUGUGAGUGACCCUAGUGUGUUACACUGAAACAAGACCUUAUUGUUACGGUAACCCAGAUGUGGCAGAGAGCUUGCUCUUGUAGAAGUAAAGUGGAAGUUGGGGUUACAUUGAGAGUGGCAUUUUUCCCAGUUCUGAAAGAAGAUAGGUUGUAAGCACUGACAUGUAUUAAUGUCGCUGUUUUGGAGAAGUGCCUGCAGCAUUGCUGAUAAAAUAAAGUCAGACCUUGUAUCUUUCCAGAGGUUGAAAAGACUUUAACAUUGAUUUCACUCCUUCAAAAUUUUGAAAUUUGAAUGGUCUUGAAAGUAAAUCAUUAUCAAGAGUUUAUAUUUGACCUGUUGAAAUGGAAUAAAUUGUAACUAUUGUAAGAAGAAUGAUGAAAUCUUGUGUGCUCUUCCUUGAUGUUGUUGUAAUUCACAAUGACGUCUGUGCCAGAAACUCCAAAGGACCAGUUUAUUCUCCGGAUGAUGUUCCAUAUAACUUUGUGUUUUAACAUUUAUUUUGUUUGCCUUGACCAAAUUUAUUAAAGAUUUAGACAGUUGGGUUUAUUAUUCUGUAAAUUUUUGUAUGAAUCAAAGCUAUUUAAUGGUAUGGUUAUCUCGAUAAGGGUGAAAUAUCGCCAUAUAGAGAUCAGAAACUGCUUACGUGAUUGUAUAUAAUUGAGAAUUUCUACAGAUUUUUAAUAUCAAGAGCCCCAGUUUAAGAUAGUAUCAACUCAUUCUCUCUGUUUUAAAAAUUUCAUUUUCUAUUGGAGGCUUUGAUCAUUGGAAUAUUCAUUUGAAAUGGUGAUGAGUUACUAUUGUUGGUGUUGACAUCCCCAUUUAGACUUUGUCCUAAUUAUCACCUCCAUUUUUUCAUUUAUAAUGAAGCAACAUUUUGUAUGAUUCUUGGGCUCAAGCAUCUAGUCAUUCAUGGUAGCUGGUGGUUUAUCUGUAUCCAGAUAACAUUGAUUAGUCUACCAGUAAAGCCUGUUGAACAUUCUGAUUUGAUUAUGAAGGGUUUUUUUUCAGGUUUAAAGAUAUAGUUUAUGGCAUUUUUAACAAUAGAUUUGUAUAUUAGUUUGCAUAGUAGCGUUUGGAUUUAAAAGAAGGGAAGUAAAUUUAAUCCAAGAGAUGUUUUUAUUACAUUGCAAUUUGUGUGUACAUUUAGUUUGACAAGUGGCUUAGGUUUGUCGCUUAUUUUUCUUUGGUGUCUUUUUUUUUUUUUUGAUGGCUUUGCCAAAUCUGAGAAAUAAUGGUGUCUUUAUUUAUAAGCACAGAGCGCCAGGGUGUUUUAUUUUUGCGCCGUGUUUUUCAACAUUAUCUAAUAUGAUAAUCAUGUUAUAUGUUAUGUGUAUAGUUUGGUUCAGUAGAUAAUAUUGUGAAAUAUGAGGCUUUUAUCAUGAAAAGUUUUGCUCAUGUCGUUUUUAUUUAAUAAUUACAUAUCCCAUUUGUUGCUUAUUGAUGUACACAGUAGUUGAUCAGAUUGAUAGGUUUCCUGGGUAUCCGUCUGUUGUAGUUUGCAGUGAAUGAAGCCUUGUGAAGUCAGUCAACAGAAGUUAUUUGGUACCAGCCUUCUUGUGCACAAUAUUGUAUUCUGCUGUUUCUGUUGACAGUAACAGUAUUCUUGCUUGUGGCAUGAGCCGAGACUUAAAAACAACAACUCUGCUGUAGAAUGGGACUUGUACAAGCCACCCAUUGUAUGCAGUUUGUUUUCUUGUCUCCAUAACUCUUUGGCCCUUGUGGAUACUUUUAGAUUCCCAGUUCCUUGGCCUGUUGAUAAGGAAAAGCAAAUGUCAAGAUCUGCAAUGUGAUAGUAUUGUCUAUUACAGGGGUAGAUUACAAGCUGGAGAAUUAGAGUUGAACUAUGACCCACUGACCAGUUCCAUUUCCUCUUCUUUCCACCCUUCCCAAACACAGAACUACAGUCCCAGAAAGUUUACAGCCUGCCCUGAUUUAUGAAAACAAAAGGAACUACUGCUAACUCACAAUCUGAAAUUUUCCCGGGACUUCUGAAUUUAAUGUUAUUACUUUUGGUGUGAGAUGUGUCUUGUUACUGUCAAACAAUUAGUGAUGUGUUCCUGUUGUUGGAUGGAUUUACUGCAUGUUACCACAAUAAUAACCAACACACAUUUGCUGUGAAUGCGUAUCAUUCAUUUUAUAUUAUCAAGAUUGCCACAAAGUGGAAUGGAUUUCCCCCUUCUUUUUCUCUUUGUUUAUCUUUGAACACUCAUUAUUAUGGAGAUUGGAAAACAUUCUAGAAGUGGGAUAUAUAUAUAUAUAGAUUUGAUAGUGGUUUAAAGUGUAAUUGGAGUCCAGUUUGUUUACUAGUGUAUGCCUGAGUGGAUCUGGAAUCAGCCUGUCAGCUGUACUGAGUGUCGCAAUUACCCUUGUGCUGUGUUGUACAGGAUUGCAAAGACUACAGCCGUCUGGCCUACACUUAGUUUUAACACAAAUAAACUUCUUUUUAAAGAUCUUUAUAAUAUGUGUUCUGGUUAUUGUGUUCAUUUAAGUUAAUUAACAAAAAAAUGUAAUAAGUAAACUAGAAAUUUCAAGUAAUGGUAAUCAUUUAGACAAUGUAUCUUUCAGCAGAAGUACUUUUCAGUGUCCUGUGAGCAAAGUGUACUUCACAGUAAAGACAUAUCGAUAAUGAUUGAUAUCAACUAGUCAUGAAAACUGAUAAGAUUAUUCCAUGGACUAUAGAACCGUGUGGGCCAUUUGAGUAGACGGAGACAGAAUUAAACACAAAAGUUAACUGUAUUAACUAUUAUAGUCUGAAUAAGUUUAUAAUUCAAUUAAAUUAAGCUCAAUGUUUAAUUUAAUUGGGUUAUUGAUUGUAUAAUGUAUUUAUGUGAUGUUAAUCUUUUGAUGUAUUGAACCCAGAAAGUCCUG
Liolophura sinensis is the source of this 4744-nucleotide messenger RNA. Its product is annotated as zinc finger CCHC domain-containing protein 24-like. The coding region runs from base 65 to 850 and encodes 261 amino acids. The record is from RefSeq and is a predicted model, not a curated record. The transcript has 4 exons. NCBI's taxonomy places the organism in Eukaryota, Metazoa, Mollusca, Polyplacophora, Chitonida, Chitonidae. Gene Ontology annotation, molecular function: nucleic acid binding; zinc ion binding.